AUGCAACAGCCCGAAGUAGAGGGCUCUGGACAUCUUCCUUCUGCUCAAGCUCUCCCGGAGGACCUCGCGGCUAUUUCUGGCUGCAGAAAAAUGUGCUGGGGAAAUCGUGUUAGAAUUCUUUUCACUGUGACUCUGGUCUGGCAGGCUGUUCGCUUAGAAAAAGACCCUGAAAAAGAAGAACGGAAAGAAAUAGUGAAAAGUCUCAAUGCUACAGCACAAAAGCAGCAGCCCAAGAAUGAAGGGACCUUUACAAACGCGCUCAGUGAUAUGAAUCAGAGUUACGAAAGCAGAAAGCAACAGGACUCCAGGUCUUUAGUACCUUUCACGGGAAUUACAGAGAGUAAAAAACUGAACAGACGCUGCUGCCAGAAUGGAGGAACUUGUAUCCUGGGGACCUUCUGUGCCUGCCUAAAGCACUUCUCUGGCAGAUACUGUGAAUAUGAUGAGCGGAUAGGACACUGCGGCAGCAUUCCCCACGGCGUCUGGGUGCUGAAGGACUGUUGGCUUUGUCGGUGUGGCUAUGGUACACUGCACUGCCUCUCAGAAAUAAGGCAGAGUAACUGCGAACUGACAUCGGAAACAGAGGAAAUUAUCAGACUGUAUUCUAAUGGUUUAAGAUUACAGCAAACAGUGCUUUCAGUCAUUUGCCUGCUCGCCAUCCUCCUGAAUUUCUGCUAG
Messenger RNA from Serinus canaria (Common canary), 678 nucleotides. RefSeq names its product cryptic protein. The record is from RefSeq and is a predicted model, not a curated record. Lineage: Eukaryota; Metazoa; Chordata; Aves; Passeriformes; Fringillidae. Bases 1 to 678 code for a protein of 225 amino acids. The transcript has 6 exons.